GUAAGUAACAGUCAACUAAACAUGGAAGGUGCCUUGACUAUUCGAGAGAAAGUGGGGAUACAAGACUUUGUACUACUCGAUUCAUUCACAAGUGAGGAUGCCUUUUUAGACAACCUCCGUAAGCGCUUCCGGGAGAACAUUAUUUAUACAUAUAUUGGAAAUCUCUUGGUGUCCGUGAAUCCAUACAAAGACCUUGAUAUCUAUAAUACCUAUCAGAUGGAGCUCUAUCAAGGAAUGAAUUUGUUUGAACUUCCCCCUCACAUCUAUGCCAUUGCCGAUAACGCUUACAGAGUAAUGUGUGGUGAAUGCAGCAAUCAAUUCAUAUUGAUCUCAGGGGAGAGUGGCUCUGGGAAGACUGAGACAUCAAAGAAAAUUCUGCAGUACUAUGCCUUUACAUGUCCAAUCACAGAGCAGCUUGAAAUGAUCCGUGAUCGGCUUCUUCUGUCAAAUCCCGUUCUAGAGGGAUUUGGGAAUGCAAAGACUUUACGCAAUGAUAACUCAAGCCGGUUUGGAAAAUACAUGGACAUCCAGUUUAAUUUUGAAGGUGCUCCAGUGGGCGGUCACAUCAUAAGCUACCUGUUGGAGAAGUCAAGAGUUGUUCACCAGAACCAUGGAGAAAGGAACUUCCAUAUCUUCUACCAGCUGGUAGAGGGAGGUGAAGAUGAACUGUUACAAAGUCUUGGACUAGAAUGCAACUCAGAACAUUACUACUACCUUGUACAGGGUGAAUGUGCCAAAGUUACUUCCAUUAAUGACAAGUCAGACUGGAAGACUGUACGAAAAGCCUUCUCUGUUACUGAGUUUGAUGAAAAUGACACUGAGCAUCUGCUUGGUAUCAUUGCCAGUGUCUUGCACCUUGGGAACAUUGAAUACAGAGAAGAUGAAAAAGGAAAUGCCAUUAUCACGAAUGACACCCAUGUCCGAUGGCUUUCUAAGUUACUUGGAGUACCUCUUGCAGUGUUGGAAGAAGCACUCAUAUGUAGAAAGAUUGAUGCCAGAACAGAAGAGGUUUUAAGUCCACUGAGCAUAGACAUGUCUAUGUAUGUUCGUGAUGCCUUAGCCAAAGCUAUUUAUGGCCGAACUUUCACUUGGUUGGUCAAUAUAAUUAAUAAUUCAUUAGCUAAUAAGGAUCCAAGUAGAAAAACAGUAAUUGGUCUGCUGGAUAUCUAUGGAUUUGAAGUAUUUGAAAUGAACAGCUUUGAACAAUUCUGCAUUAACUACUGCAAUGAAAAACUGCAUCAGCUGUUAAUAGAAUUAACAUUAAAGUCCGAGCAGGAAGAGUACCAGAUGGAAGGAAUUAAGUGGGAGCCGGUCCAUUACUUCGAUAAUAAGAGUAUAUGUGACCUUAUCGAGGAGCGGCACAGAGGAAUCAUCUCCAUCCUGGAUGAAGAAUGUAUGCGACCUGGUGAUGCUACAGAUCUAACCUUCUUGGACAAACUGGAAGAAAAGUUAGGAUAUCACCCUCACAUUGUGACACAAAAAUUUGCAGAUCAGAAGGUACGGAAGAACAUGGAGAGGGCAGACUUCAAGAUCCUUCAUUAUGCAGGAGAGGUUACCUAUAAUGUACUAGGGUUUUUGGAUAAGAACAAUGACCUCUUGUUUCGACAUAUUAAAGAGCUAAUGUGCAACGCAAAAAAUCAUAUUAUCAAACAAUGCUUUUUUACAUCAGAGCUGGAUAACAGGAAGAGGCCAGAAACGGUUGCAACACAAUUCAAGAACAGUCUUGCUGGGUUAUUAGACAUCCUGACGUCCAAGGUGCCUUCAUAUAUCCGAUGUAUAAAGCCCAAUGAUGACAAGGAGCCUGGCAAGUUUAAUGAUAUGUUGGUUAAGCACCAAGUUAAGUAUCUAGGACUAAUGGAACACCUGCAGGUGAGGCGUGCAGGAUUUGCAUACCGUAGAAAGUAUGAGCCCUUCUUGCAGCGGUACAAGUCCCUGUGUCCAGAUACAUGGCCUCAUUGGAAUGGUCCAACUCCUGAGGGUGUUGAAAGGCUGCUGAAACAUCUUGGGAACACAUCAGAAGACUACAAGUUAGGAAGAACCAAAAUUUUCAUUCGUUUUCCAAAGACGCUGUUUGCCAUUGAAGAUGCAUUCCAGUUAAGAAAACAUGAACUUGUUACAGCCAUACAAGCCAGAUACAAAGGAUGCAGAGGAAGGAGAGACUUCUUGAAACAAAAGAAUGCAGCUGUGAAGAUUGAAGCUGGUUUCAGAGGAAUACUAGCCCGGAAAGAAGCAAAAAGAAGAGCGUGGGCAAUAGAAAUAGUUAAAAAGUUUAUUAGAGGCUUCAUCUACAGGAAUCAACCACUCUGUCCAGAAAAUGCAGAAUUUGUCAUCUUUGUUCGACACAAUUACCUUACAAGACUUAGGAACAAUCUGCCAAAAAAUGUCUUGGAUAAGAUUUGGCUAAAACCUCCCACUAUAGCUAUAGAGACCUCAGAAAUGUUGCAAAAACUCUGUCAGAGAAACAUGGUGCGGAAAUAUGUCCGAGGUAUCACUCCACAACGUAAAGCUCAGCUGCAGCAGAAGCUAAUUGCCAGUGAGAUUUUUAAGGGAAAGAAGGAAGGUUAUGUACAGAGUGUGGCCAGACCUUUUGCUGACACCAGGCUCAGUGAACAAGAUGUAAACGUCAAAGUUAUGCAGCUAAUCCGAAAUAUUAAGUAUGGAGUUCCAGUGAUUAAGAUUGACAGGAAUGGCUUCAAGCAACGGCAACGUCAGCUCAUCCUAACCCAGACAACAGCCUACAUUGUGGAGGAGGCCAAGAUCAAACAAAAAAUUGAGUAUGCAACUCUUAAAGGUAUUUCUGUCAGUAGUCUGAGCGACGGAAUUCUUGUCAUUCAUGUUCCUUGUGAGGACAACAAACAGAAAGGUGAUGCAAUCUUGCUGUGUGAGCACAUCUUUGAGACAGCUAUAAAGUUAUGCACAUUAGCAAAGAAACAGAAUGCACUGAAAAUUGUUCAGGGAAGCCUUCAGUUCACAAUUCAUCCUGGCACAGAAGGAACAAUUGAUUUCAGCACAGGUCAGCAACCUCAGAUCUACAAAGCCAAAAAUGGACACCUGAUGGUGGUGUCACCCAGAAUGAAGUCACGAUGAUUUUUAUGAAAUACAUUGAAAUUUUGGAUUUUUAAGUACCUCAGAUCGCCUGUGAAUUCAAAAUGGUCAGAUACAAAGACAACGUGUAUGUCCUUCUUGUCAGCUCUUUGCAUAACCCCAGAAGACAACACUGUACAGAUUCUGCUUUGGAGACAAAAUCAGGCAACAUUGCAGAAAUGUAACUUAGCCUGGCAAACUAUUCAUACAUUACUAAUAUAAUGAGUCCUGCAAUUCCAUCAUAUUCCAGUUUCUAGUCCUUCAGAAAUCCAUGCUAUAGAUAUUACCAUAAUUCAUUCUGUUACUAACCUGCCAGUUUCAUCCAUUGCUUUCAAGAUACUACGGGAUGGUAUAACUGCGAUUUUGGUUAAGAUAGUAAUGUAUAACUUAUAAAAAAAAAAAAAUAUAUAUAUAUAUAUAUAUAUAGAGAGAGAGAGAGAGAGAUUUAUUUAUCUGCCAUCAUUUUUCUUACAACACAUGAGGGAUAAACUGCAUAUUCAUAAAUAAUAAUUUUGGGAGCAAGAAAAGCAAAGAAAAAGUGAUGCCAAGAGAAUAUUAACAGUUCAGUGCAACAUACUUUCUUGAAUGUUUGUAUAAGUUACUUGGUGCAACAUAGUAAGAUAACAUUUGAUUAUUUAGUCCAUUCUGUAUGGCAGAAACUCUACAUAAAAUAUACUGCACUGUAUCCAUGCAGUCUCAGCUAUAGUUAUGAGGUAGACAUGUUAAAAUGUAUCCAUGCAGUUCCAGCUAUAGUUAUGAGGUUGACAUGUUAAAAAGAGUCAAUGUUAGUAUUUGAAUAAGUCAUAACACUAGCCACUGGAGCGGUAACUAGAUACUAUUGGCUGAUGGUUUUUGCCAGAAGUACUAAAUGUGCAAUACCAUGCAUUUUUUGUGUUAUAAUUUGGUACACCAGCACCAGAUUUCUACAGUCUUGUUCCUUCACAGACAGCCAAAGUAUGCAAACAUAUCACUCCUUUCACACAACAUACAAGCAAAACUGAUUCCUUCUGAUGGCAAGGCAUUUUUCACAGGCUGAAACAACACAGCCUCUAAUGUAAAAAGCAAAGCAAAGCAAAAAAAAGUGCACAAACUUAACAGUGGCCAACUUAAAUAAAACCCUAGCAUUUUCAGAUCACUGAAUUUUAUCAAUACACUCUCAGGAAAUGCAUUUUUUUCUGUAAUAUAGAAUGGGACUGUUGCCUUUACCAUAGUACUCAUUCCAAUUGUAAUUUGGAACAAAAAAUGUAGUCUUUGUAAAAGUUCUUAGUGAAGCAAAUGUAUGUAUUUAUUUAAGAUUAUAUAUGUCAUAUAAUUAAAGUAGUCAUUCUUUGUAUCUGCAUGCUGCAACCAAGUCAUCACAAUCCUUGCCUACUGCCUGUGUUUGUAUAUUUUGUUUCAUUCACUUGUACUCACAGUGAUUGAACCUUAACAUAGUUGUUUUUUUCUACCAUGCUUUAUCCUGUAAAUAUAA
Protopterus annectens (West African lungfish) is the source of this 4555-nucleotide messenger RNA. RefSeq names its product myosin IH (gene MYO1H). Lineage: Eukaryota; Metazoa; Chordata; Ceratodontiformes; Protopteridae. The transcript is spliced from 31 exons. Gene Ontology annotation, cellular component: actin cytoskeleton; myosin complex; cytoplasm. The record is from RefSeq and is a predicted model, not a curated record. Gene Ontology annotation, biological process: actin filament organization; vesicle transport along actin filament. Gene Ontology annotation, molecular function: ATP binding; actin filament binding; microfilament motor activity. The coding region runs from base 22 to 3087 and encodes 1021 amino acids.